Messenger RNA from Zasmidium cellare ATCC 36951, 2406 nucleotides. RefSeq lists its product as uncharacterized. NCBI's taxonomy places the organism in Eukaryota, Fungi, Ascomycota, Dothideomycetes, Mycosphaerellales, Mycosphaerellaceae. The record is from RefSeq and is a predicted model, not a curated record. Bases 1 to 2406 code for a protein of 801 amino acids. The transcript has 2 exons.
AUGAGGAACUUCUGGACGCUACUGGCCCGGGCCACCCGACUCACAUACUCUACACCAACAGGGUCUACUGGUGCUGUUGAAGGACUCUCUACUUCCAACAUAUCCGUUUGGCACCACCCUUCGACUAUCGACUACGCAUCAUCUUCAAGCAGCAUCGAGCAAAGAAGCGUUCGGACUCUCUCGUCAUCUUCUCAGUCAUGGCAGUACAUCACACGGCCACAGAUCAAGCAUGCAGAAACAUCGGCUUCCUUCCAAGGACCGGGAAAUCAGCAAGCGAUCGUACUUGCAGAGUCAACUCCUACGGCGGAAUGCGUCCCGUCUACGGCUUUUGCUGAGCUCGUCACUUGCAUGCCGGUUGUGGAUGCCAGCAAUGUGAACAGUGCAAUCAACUGUAAGACGGCAUACUCGGAGACUUCAGGCUGCGAUCUCGACCCAUCGCCAUCCACGACUUCUUUGACCUCCACAUUGACUGUACGAUGCGACCAAGGCAGUUGCGGGCAGGCGGGCUGUGGAGGAACAGUGACGCCCGCCAAACCAAGUGGAGCAAACUGCAAGAGCUGCACCACGAGCAAUGGCUUCGUGCACGCUCCGCAGUCGACGGUACCAGCAUCUGCGCCCGACCCUAUUGCAGGUGCUUUCCCUUCAGUAGCCUCAACGGAUGGGGGAAAUCUGACGAAGCGAACUUUGCUCGGGCCCGGUGACUACGAUGAUUACGAUGAAUUCAUGCUUACAGAACUUGCUGAAGCUAGAGAACAAGAUCAUGUAGUCGCUCACCGUCCCCCAGAUACUGGUGGGCGAUCUUCGGCACGCGCGUUCAGGUUCACCAGGGACGCGGGAAACUACGCCGUGGAGAGAUUGAGCGGCUGCACUGUCAUCAUUAUGGUGUCGAGGCGUGGGGUCUGGCUGUCACACCAUUUGGAGGUGCCCACCUUCUUGAACAUGAAGGGGCCAGUCAUUCACGUCGAGCAAGACGUCAUGGUCGGCAUGUUCACAGGUGAUGAUUCAGGGUGGUAUCCCGGCUUGAACGAAUUCACGCGAGCUGGAGACCUCUUCGACUAUGGAAGAUACGGGAGGACGCAAAACUCCUUUCUACCUAUCAUCUACACACCCGACAUCGAUCCUAGUUACUACGGCCCAAAUUGGCCUGCUUGGAAAUAUCUGCGGGACAUCAAGAGAAUCAAGGAGCUGCUGGAGAGUACGUACGCAGUCUCCGUGCCUGUGCUCACCUAUGAGCCAGUUGAUGCUCAACCAGAACAAAGGGAGGAGAUUUUCAAAAACACCGCUCGAGGCAAAAUUCUCGUCCAGUACGAUCCUCAAAACUGGUUGAUGACAGAAAAGCAUAAGGAGGGCGACAACGAGAAUGUCUGUUAUCAACAAGACGCUGUCGUACGCAUCUGGGAUGACAGUGGGAAAGUGAUCUUCGAGGACCGAUUCAUUGCCACGCCCGAGCAGAAUGCGCUGGUGAACAUGCAGCAGCAUGGCAAGCGCAGCCAGGAACAUCAGAUUGACUCGGCUCAACCGUAUUGUGGCUCUCCAAACACCACGUCGACGACGACAAGCAAGAGCAAAACGCAGUCUAAGACAAGUUCGAAGACAAAGUCGGAACAAUCGAAGACCACGACCACAACCCAUGCUUGUUCUAUAACCAGUGCGCCCGCCACAAUAAUCACCGCACACACUCUCGGCACGGAGACGGUCGCUGCGCAGACGAUCUCGGCAAACACCUACUGCCAGUGCGGCCAUACCAUAGCUGGCGUUGAGACCAAGACGGGCUCAGAUGGCAGUAGGUCAUUGUAUUGCAACAAUGGUGGAUCUGCAAGUCAAACCAAGCCAGAUAAGACUCUGCCGCCACCAAAGACGUGCUAUGUGACAAGUGCCCCAGCCACCACUCUGCCGGACAAGACGAUUGGUAGCAGUGUCCUUCAUGGUCAGACGAUCGCAGCCAACACUUACUGCCAGUGUGAGAAGACCAUCGCUGGGGUUUUGACAACUACCAGUAUCGAUGGAGGCCAGACAUACUAUUGUGCUAACGGUGGAGUGGCUGCAACAAGUGCUGUCACGCGCUCACCACCUCCUACAGCCUGCAAGUUGACCAGUGCCGCUGCAACGACGUGGGGCUCUCAAACAUUCCCAGCAGAGACAUUCUGUCAAUGCGGAGACAAAGUCGCUGGUCUCGACACCAGCACAGGCGAUGACGGCGGCAAGACGGUCUUCUGUGCCGAUGGAUCAGGGACCAAGGCCUCCCCAAUUCCCAUCACCACUGUCACACCAAGCUGUGCCGUCGAAGGUUCAAGUUGUACUUGCAACGGCAAAGCCUCGGGCAGUGUUCACUCGACCGUUGGCAGCGAUGGGAAACAGACAUAUGACUGUGUGGUGGGCUCGAAGACACUUGCCGUGUUCAUCUGA